This is a messenger RNA of Amphiprion ocellaris (clown anemonefish), 1364 nucleotides long. Its product is annotated as retinol dehydrogenase 12-like. The transcript is spliced from 7 exons. Bases 150 to 1037 code for a protein of 295 amino acids. NCBI's taxonomy places the organism in Eukaryota, Metazoa, Chordata, Actinopteri, Pomacentridae. The record is from RefSeq and is a predicted model, not a curated record.
GACCGAGUCGCACUUCCAGCCUAUCAGGCGACACUACUUAUUGACAGUUCAGACGUCUGGGGGUUUAAUGUGGCGUAAAGUUUGACGUUACACUUUUUCCUGGUUGUGAAGAGUUUCUGCAGUCGACGUGAGCGCUGUAAUAAAGAAAAAUGACAAGUUUUUUCACAAGAGCCUGGUCCUCUGCUGAAAAGCUCGAUGGCAAAACUGUGCUGAUCACUGGUGCCAACACUGGCAUCGGGAAAGAAACUGCCAAAGACCUGGCAGGGAGAGGGGCAAAGGUCAUCAUUGCAUGCAGAGACAUGGAGAAAGCAAAGGAAGCCGUGAAAGAAAUCAUUGAGACCUCAGGCAACGACAACGUCAAGUGCAUGAAACUCGACUUAGCUGACACCAAGUCCAUAAGAGAGUUUGCUGAAGCCUUCAAAAAAGAUGAACCAAAACUCAACAUCCUCAUCAACAACGCCGGAGUGAUGGUUUGUCCUUAUGGGAAAACUGCAGACGGCUUUGAGAUGCAGUUUGGCGUCAAUCACUUGGGUCAUUUCCUGUUGACAUACUUGUUGCUUGACCUGAUUAAAAGAUCGGCACCAGCCAGGAUCCUCACCGUGUCCUCCAUGGUUCACAGUUGGGGCUCCAUCAAUCUGGAGGACCUCAACAGCGAGAAGAGUUACGACAAGAUGAAAGCUUACUCCCAGAGCAAACUGGCCAACGUCCUCUUCUCCCACUCAUUGGCUAAACGACUGGAGGGCACAGGUGUGACAUGCUACGCUCUCCAUCCUGGCGCUGUUAAGACCGAUUUGCAGCGUCAUGUGAGCGGCCCUAUGUAUUUAAUCAUGAUGUUCAUCAGGCCUUUCUUUAAGACCGCUGUCCAGGGAGCUCAGACGACAAUCUAUUGCGCCGUGGAACCGUCGCUGGAGAAUGAGACCGGUCAAUACUACGGUGACUGUGCUCGUACCAGCUGCUGCGACGCUGGUAAAGACGACGACCUGGCACAGAAGCUGUGGGAGCUGAGCUGCCGUAUGCUCAACAUAACAUGGGAAUAAACCAACCUGGAAGGAAAAGAAAAUCUUUCGAGUUUCUCUGCUAACUGAUGCACUGAUAUCUCCUUUCAUUAACCAACCAGAAAAUAAGGUGCAAAAGAUCUAAUAAACUUGCAUUCAGUCAUACAUUUUUCCAACAAUUGUUGUAUAUGUGUGUUUUACAUAAUAACUGUAAUUAAUCAAUCUGUCUAUUUUGCAUAGAGUUUCUAAUCGUAAUGUAUCCAAUUUACUAUAAACUUAAAUAUUUUUCUAUUCAUUUUGAUAAAAGUUGUGCAAAGCUUAUUUCAGUGGAAUUAGUUAUAAUUCAGGAAUAAACUUUAGUGAAUCAGA